Molecule: messenger RNA, 1151 nt
Organism: Astrephomene gubernaculifera
Lineage: Eukaryota; Viridiplantae; Chlorophyta; Chlorophyceae; Chlamydomonadales; Astrephomenaceae
Source: the annotation of a GenBank genome assembly
UAUCAAACACUGUUACGGUUAGAUGUAUCUGUUCCCUUGUUAACUCCGGUUACUUUUACUUGCAAAGAACAUUCCUCGCUGCGUCGCUUUUUCCACCAGCUGCUAAUUGCAAUUACCAGCCCUGCACCGUUUGAUAGGGCUUUACAUGGUUGAAUGCUACUGAAGCCCGAGGGAGCGCGUUAGGAGCAACCAGGGCGCGUACUCCACAAUGACGGUCUUCGGCGCUGACGCACAUAGGCACUCCCAUGUCGGCAUGGACAAAUACAAAAUCGUGCACCACGACUUCAACCACUUCACGCUAGGCCCGCCCGGCAAGGCCGGCAAGCCGCCUCCCCGCAUGUCCUUCACAAUGUCCUCCCCGGAGUCGGAGCGGCUGCCGCUGCAGCCCUCCUUCAACGUGCUGCUGGUGCGGCCCCAGAAGCCGUCCGUGCUGCAACUACCCGCGGUGAGCUGGCUGCUGGAUACGUGGGCGGAGGCACUGGAGCUGCUGCGGCCCGUGCUGCGACUGGGUGUGCCGGAGAGCUCGCUGCGGGACAAGUGCCCCUACUGGAGGGACGACGGCAGCGCUCCCGCCAGCGCCCCCAGCCUGAAGAUGCAGCGCCUGAUGAAGGCCGUCAACAACGAGGCGUUCGGCGCCUCGCACAGGCAGCAGCAGCAGCAGGUGCAGGCAGCACAACAGCAGCCACAGCAACAGCAGCUGGGGCAACAACAGCAACAACAACCACAGCAGCAACAGCAGCAGUCACAACAGCAGCAGGAACGGUUACCGGCCACACAGCAGCAACAGCAGGCCAUGCAGGAUUCAUCAAAUCAGCAGCAACCGCAGCAGCAGCUAGGCUACAUGGGCGGUCUUGGCGGGGUGCUGGCGGCCUAUGUACCCGUGCUGGGUGGUGGCGGUGGGGUACUGGGUGGUGCUGGUGGUGCUGGUGGAGGGCAUGCAGGGGGCACGCAGGGGGUUGGCCAUGAGGCGCCGGGCGGCAAGCCCUCAUCCUCCCACAGGCGGCACCUGACACCUUACCAGGCGAAGGAGGAGUUCGUGGAGGCGGUGACCCCCUGGGCGGUGCUGGCACUCAACGCAGCCGCCUGGUGCUACCUGGGCGGCUCGGCUAGCAAGCCGCCGCCGGGGAUGUAGUACAGAGGGGGAUCACUGG